UUAGGGCUAAAACUGGCUUAAUAAAUGUAGCAUUUAAGCUUUUUUAAAACUCCCGUUAUAAGCGAAUAAAUAUGGGCGAAUUAAAUGCUCUCAGUUGCGUGGGACAGAAUGACCUCGUUUCCUUGCGUAUUGUCUGCACCCUGGCACAAAACAAGCGAAAUAAGCUAAGCUUGGAGGAUAUGGACGGCUAUGGAAACACCGCCUUGCUUAAGGCUUGUUAUCUGGGAAGAUUCGAGUGUGCUCGCACUCUUCUUCAUUUCGGUGCGAAUAUAUUUGCUGUUAACUAUUUUGGACAAAAUGCUCUUACCUUGGCCACUUGCGCUGGCCAUUUGCCAUUGGUCCAAGAGCUCUUGUGCAGGCGAUCUUACAAGGACUUCAAUCGGUCCUCCUUGAUUCCAGCUUUAUGUGUGGCCGUAAUGAAAAAACAUGCUGAUUUGGAAAAAUAUUUCAUCGGACUGGAUCCGGUUGGUGUUCAUAGCACUCAAACCGUUCAUGGGCUGGGAGUAAGCGACCUUAAGAAAAUGAUAACUGAAGCAGAUAGACUCAAUAAGCGUCGGCAUCCUCCGUCACCAACUUUUCUUAAUUGCAAAUUUCGUUAAUCAAAUGUGUUUUAUGUAUUGGAAUUUAUUUAUUUUAAAAUGUAUUGCAUUGAAGUGAA
This is a messenger RNA of Drosophila bipectinata, 658 nucleotides long. It is a transcript of the gene plu, whose product is annotated as plutonium. The record is from RefSeq and is a predicted model, not a curated record. Lineage: Eukaryota; Metazoa; Arthropoda; Insecta; Diptera; Drosophilidae. Gene Ontology annotation, molecular function: protein binding.